AUGAUUGUAUUUCUUUAUUGUAACUUCAUAUGUUUUGUUUAUGUAAGAUCACAGAUUGAUUAUUUUAUGUGAAAGGGAGAGAGCGAGUAAAAUAUUGUAAAGUUAUACCAGGCGAGAGUGUAACUACACAACAUAGACUGAUAGUAAUGUAUGUGUGGUGUACGGGAAAGAAAAUAUACAAAAAUAGAAGGAAAACGGGGGAAAUAUUUGAAGAUCCGGUCGUGGAAAUUGAAAGGGGAAAAUGAAAAAGAGUUUGUAAAGACUGUAAAAGAAUGUCGAGGGAGACAUAAAUGAUGUGCGGAAUAGAUUUGCUAGUUGUGUUAAGUAUACUGCAAAGGAGAUUGUUGGUUAAAGUAGGAGUAGAAUGCCAGGAAACAAGGAAACCUGGUGGUGAGAUGAGGAUGUUCAAAAAAUCAUAGAAAGUAAAAAAAGCAAUUCAAAGUAUGGCAGACGAGCAAAAGGAGAGAAGAUUGGAUAGAGUAUAAAUGCAUGUGCAAAGAAGCCAAGUGUGCAGUAAGUAAAGCACAGUUUAAGAGGUAUUAGAGGAUAUCUCGUGGAAUGAGAGACUGGUAUAUUUAAUUAGUGAGAAAAAGGUAUGGGAGACUGUGGCAUCAAUGAAAAAGAAUAAAGCAGAUAAAGUGACAAUAGAAAUAUAGAAAAUAUAAGACGGUAUUGGCAUAAGGUGGUUGAAGGAACAUUUAAAUAAAAUCUUAUUAGAAGGGAAAAUUCCAGAUUAAUGAAGGAUUAGUAUUGUGGUGCCGAUAUUUAAAGGUAAUGGUGACAUACAGGAGUGUGGAAAUUAUAGAGACAUAAAGCUUAUGAGUCAUAGUAUGAAAAUUUGGAAAAAGGUAAAAGAUAAGAGAAUAAGAAAUGAGACAUCGGUAUCUAAAAACCAGAAUUAAGUGCGGUGGUUGUAGUGGAGAUAAGGGUCUGGAAUCAUAUGCGAUAAAUGAAUUCCAAUGAGGCUGAAAGGUAAAUUCUACAAUACUGUAGUGAGGCCAGCUAUGAUGUAUGGUUCAGAGUGUUGGGCGGUUGAUAAGAAAGUAGAGCAGAGAAUAAGUGUAUCAGAGAUGAGAAUGCUUAGAUGGAUGAGUGGAGUGGCUAGAGAAGAUAGGAUAAGGAACGAGCAUAUAAGAGGAAGUAUAAGUAUAGCGUCAAUCGUGGAUAAGAUGAGAGAAAAUAGACUUAAUAGAAAAAGAUGGAAGGAUGCUAUUGAUUGCGAUAUGAGGACAGCUGUUGUGAGCGUAGAUGAUGUGGGAGAUCGUGUCAAGUAGAAGUUUAGGAUAAGGGUGGUCGACUCCAAGUAGUUGGGAUUAAGGCAAGGAAGAAGAAGAAGAAUUUUUUUUUUUAAUCGGACCUAUUCCCUUUAUAUAUAUAUACAUUCAAAUAUUACACUUAUCAAUCAUAAAACUUAUAAUCAGAAUAUAAAUAAGGAAAUAGGAGAUCAUGUAGCUUUUGGAAUAAUCUUUCAAUUUUUUUAAAUUAAACACUAUUGUUUUUUAUGAUAGUGAUUUUAAUCACUGUCAGAUAUCACCUAUACUGGACCCAACUGCCACAUCUCCACUGUGCUGUGUUUUUUCUUAUUGAAACUUAUUCAUUUUCAUCGGGAAAACACUUCAAAGUGUCGCGACAUGUCAUUUUAAUUCAAUUUAUUUAUUCGAGUCAACUAUUCUAUCUAGCGUAGGAUAGAUGUACUUGAUAGAAACCUUCAAGGGAGUCCACUCAACAACUUUUUAAAGUUUAAUGGCUAUCGGAUGAAUGCAUAAAGAACAAAAUACUGACAUACAUUCGUUUUUAUCAUCUAGAUAUAAAUAUAUGAUUAAACUAGAUGAUUGCAAAAAUGUUAUGCCUAAAAAGAAUCAGGAUUAUGUUUGAAGCAUAUUCAUUAAAGCAUUUAAAUCGGACCGAACGGUCUCAAAAGCUAGUGUUCGUUACACUACUAAAAUUUAUAACAAUAAAUAUAUAUUUUUUCAUUGUUCAAUAGUAGAAGUCACGUAUUAAGACUUUGAAAUUUUUGUUAUGAAAUAAUCUCAUUUUUACAAAAUAAUGCAUAUAUAACUUGUAAUUCAAUUACAUAUAUUUGAACAAUGAUUUUAAAAUGACUGACAAUGUCAAUUAUUUUAACAAAUUGAACAUCCAUUCAAGUUUAAUAGUGUUUUGACCAACGUCUCCCUAGGCGACUCAUAACAAUAGAUCCUAAGAAGAACACCUUUUUAGCGAAAGUAAUGUACUACAAAAUACGGUAUGUACAAAGCUAAAAACACUAUGAAGUCGAUAAUUCUAAGCAUUCUCUUUUCAACGAUAAUAAAUAACUGCAUACCACAAAAUUUGCAAACUAUAAAUAUACUUUUUAUCAAUGACCGCAAUAACUUAGUUGCUGAAGAUACAUUAGGAGUAGCUUUAAAUUAUAUCAGAAGAAAUCCAAGAGUAGGUUUGAUGAUAGAUGGCUUGUAUUCGGUAAAAAUUGGAGGUGACGACGCUUCGGCUAUAUUGGAAGCACUUUGUGUGAAUUAUAAUGCAUCCAUUCGAAAUAAUAAGCCUCCGCAUUUGGUAAUUGACACAACAAUUAAUGGUGUAGCUUCAGAAGCUGUCAAGUCAUUUACAGCUGCGCUAGCACUACCUACUGUUAGUGCAUCGUAUGGACAAGAUGGAGAUAUUAGACAGUGGCGUAAUUUAGAUGGUGAACAACAGAAGUAUUUAAUUCAAAUAAACCCGCCGUCUGAUAUCAUACCUGAAAUAAUAAGAAGUAUAAUAGUAUCACAAAAUAUAACAAAUGCUGGAAUUAUGUUUGAUGAUACAUUCGUAAUGGAUCAUAAGUAUAAGUCACUUUUACAAAAUAUUCCAACUAGGCAUAUAAUUGCAGCUAUUGAUGAUAUUGCUAGUAUCAAACUUCACUUGACUAGAUUCCGAGAUGUAGACAUAGUGAAUUUUUUCGUAUUAGGAAAAUUAUCUACUAUCAAAACUGUGUUAGAUCAUGCUAAUUCAAACAAAUUAUUCGGACGAAAAUAUGCUUGGCAUGUUAUUACACAGGAUAAAGGUUCUCUCAAGUGUGGUUGUUCGAAUGCUACUAUUUUGUAUGUAAAACCAGAGCCGGAUGUCGGAAGUCGUGAAAGACUGUCCAAUUUAAGAACGACAUACGGUUUAACAGCAAACCCGGAACUAGCAGCAGCUUUUUAUUUUGAUUUUUAUUAUCGAUCACUCUUAUCAAUAAGGUCGUUGAUGAACAGUGGAGAAUGGCCAUCAAAUAUAUCUUAUAUUACUUGUGAUGAGUACAAUGAGGAAAAUCCACUUCCGAAACGUAACAUAGAUUUAAGAAAAUAUCUCAAAGAACUUUCAGAACCUACAUUCUAUGCCCCGUUUAUUAUCGAUUCCAAUGGGCAUAGCUAUGAAGAGUUCACUAUGCGUCUUGAAAAAGUAACUGUACUUAACAGUCAAUCAGUUAGCGCAGAAAAUGUAGGAUCAUGGAAAGCUAGUUUAAAUUCGCCAAUCCUUGUUAAAGAUGCCGCAAAUAUGUCUCAAUUUUCAGCUGUAACUGUUUAUAGAAUAGUCACAGUUUUGCAAAAUCCAUUUAUGAUGCAAGUUGAUGAUGAAGAUGGCCCAGGACAUAAAUUUAAAGGCUAUUGCAUUGAUUUAAUUGAAGAAAUUAAAAAACAAAUCGGUUUUGAGUACGAGAUUUAUAUUGCACCAGAUAACAGUUUUGGACAUAUGGAUGACAAUGGACAGUGGAAUGGAAUGAUUAAAGAACUAAUUGAAAAAAGAGCUGAUAUAGCUUUAGGGUCAAUGUCAGUAAUGGCAGAGAGAGAAAAUGUUGUCGAUUUUACAGUACCCUAUUAUGAUUUAGUUGGAAUAACCAUAUUGAUGAAAAAACCUAAAACACCGACAUCACUAUUUAAGUUUCUUACAGUACUAGAAAACGACGUAUGGAUAUGUAUUCUAGGGGCUUACUUUUUCACUAGCAUACUAAUGUGGAUUUUUGAUCGUUGGAGUCCAUACAGUUAUCAAAAUAAUAGAGAAAAAUACAAAGAUGACGAAGAAAAGCGUGAGUUCAACUUAAAAGAAUGUUUAUGGUUUUGUAUGACAUCUCUUACUCCACAGGGUGGUGGGGAAGCACCUAAAAAUUUAUCUGGCCGAUUAGUCGCAGCCACAUGGUGGCUAUUUGGCUUCAUUAUUAUUGCAUCUUACACUGCUAAUCUUGCAGCUUUUUUGACAGUUUCAAGAUUGGAUACUCCUGUUGAAUCGUUGGAUGAUCUAUCAAAACAGUACAAAAUUCAAUAUGCUCCUUUAAAUGGUUCUUCUGCUAUGACUUAUUUUCAAAGAAUGGCUGAUAUCGAAACACGAUUUUAUGAAAUAUGGAAGGACAUGAGUUUAAAUGAUAGUUUAAGUGAAGUAGAAAGAGCUAAAUUAGCAGUAUGGGAUUAUCCAGUGAGUGAUAAAUAUACAAAAAUGUGGCAAGCUAUAAAAGAAGCGAAACUACCCAAUACUUUGGAAGAAGCUAUUGAAAGAGUUAGAAGUUCAAAAUCCUCUAGUGAAGGUUUUGCUUAUCUCGGCGAUGCUACCGACAUAAGGUACCAAGUAAUGAUUAACUGUGAUUUACAAAUGGUGGGAGACGAAUUCUCAAGAAAACCAUAUGCAAUCGCUGUACAACAGGGAUCGCCAUUAAAAGAUCAGUUUAAUAACGCAAUUUUAUUACUUUUAAAUAAAAGAAAAUUGGAAAAAUUAAAAGAAACAUGGUGGAAUAUGAAUCCGGAGAAAAAACAAUGUGAAAAACAAGAUAAUCAAUCAGACGGAAUUAGUAUUCAUAAUAUAGGUGGAGUGUUCAUUGUUAUAUUUGUUGGAAUUGGAUUAGCUUGUCUCAUGUUAGCUUUUGAAUACUGGUGGUAUAAGUACAAAAAUAAUCCUAAGGUUUCUAAUACAAUGAACACUAAACACAUGGUUAUAAACCGUAAUGAAAUGGCAUAUCCAGUUAUACCAAACUUCAACGAUAUGUCUGGAAUUAGAUCAAGAGGUUUCAUGCAAGAAUUUAGACGAUCAAUCGGUCAGACAACUGCAAACCAAGAUAAAUAAUAUUUUUAGAGAAGUGGUUUUCAUUGUUGAAAUCAGUUAUACUUAGAAAAUUUUACAUAUUUAUGUUAUAAAGAGUAAUCGAUUUUUAAUUGUAAUGUGUGUCAGAGGCAUUAUUAAGAUUAAAAUACUAGUAUUUUUUUUCUGCUUGCAAAUAACCAUAAAAUGUUUGUACACUAAAGACGAUAGAGAAGUCAUCGAUGUUUUUAACAUCGACUGAUAUUUUUUAAUAUUUAAAAGAAUUAAUUGUUUAGCUGUUUUCAAUUAAAAAUUAUAGUUAAAAGAAUUGAAAGGUGCUCGGAUUUUUUUUUAGAUUCUAGAUGUUUAAAAACCACGUAAAAUCAGAAAAUUAAAACUUUAUUUUAUCAUUUAUUGUUCACAAAAUUACGUUAAACAAAGAAUAUUACACAUGACUAAUGCAAAAAUAGAACAAAACCUUUUAUUUGCCUAUAAAGCUAGUAUUUUAUAUUUUUAUUCGCAUACCUAUAAUUGUUUAUUAAAGAAAAAUUUGUAGCAAAUAAAAUACGUGUGACGAAUUUUUUAUUCGCAAGCAGGAUAUCUUAACGGGGGGGUUGGAUGUGUAAACUAAAAAAUAAUUAAAAGAUUAACUCUUAAUUCUGAAUUAAAUAUUAACUAUAAAUAUAAAUGAAUAGGGAUAAGUUUCCAUACUUUAUUUUUAUAAUAUAAUAUUUACAAAUAAUAGCUUUAUAUGAAAUGUCGUUGUUCAAAAAUUAAGUUGAUUAAAUGGUUUGUAAAAAUAUUAGAUGCUCUAUUAAGAUGUUUAUAUGUACAUUUAAUGUAACAUAAUAAUGUUUCAAAAUAUAUUCAUAUAAUAUAAUAUAAAUUCAUCAAGAAAAAUUCUCAAUAAUAGAUUUAUGUAUUUUAAAAUGUAGCACUAAACAGUACAUGUAUAAAAUAUAGAUAUAAUCAUCAAUAAAAGUUAAUAAAUAAAAUAACAUGCUUGUAAAAAACCGAAUAGUAAGCUAAUUGUUACUGAUAAUAGUAUAUUAUUAUGGCUAUACAGGGUGGCCCACCACUCACUGACAACUUAAAUAACUUUUGAU
Daktulosphaira vitifoliae (grape phylloxera) is the source of this 6125-nucleotide messenger RNA. RefSeq names its product ionotropic receptor 25a (gene Ir25a). NCBI's taxonomy places the organism in Eukaryota, Metazoa, Arthropoda, Insecta, Hemiptera, Phylloxeridae. Gene Ontology annotation, cellular component: postsynaptic membrane; plasma membrane. Bases 2245 to 5064 code for a protein of 939 amino acids. Gene Ontology annotation, biological process: synaptic transmission, glutamatergic; monoatomic ion transport; modulation of chemical synaptic transmission. The transcript has 18 exons. Gene Ontology annotation, molecular function: glutamate-gated receptor activity; transmitter-gated monoatomic ion channel activity involved in regulation of postsynaptic membrane potential. The record is from RefSeq and is a predicted model, not a curated record.